AUGGAGAAUUCACAACUCAUUCAGUUGUUUGAAAAAAUUAAAAUAGAAAUGGCAAACCAAACUAAAGAAAUUGUAUCAAAGAUCGACGAUAAACUUCUACCGUUAAUAAAUGAAAUAAAAGAACUUAAAGCAGAAAACAAUAAUUUGAGAGAAAAAAUGGCAAAUAUUGAAAAAUACAAACGAAAAAAUAAUAUUAUUAUACAUGGCCUAAAUGAAAAUGAGAAAUCUUCAAGUGGGCUUAUGACAUCUACUAUUGAAAAAAUAAAAAAUGAUCUCAACAUUUCACUUGAGAGUAGAGAUAUCGACUUCAUAUACAGAAUAGGAAAAAAACAAGAAAAAGCAAGACCCAUUCUCAUAUCUUUUAUUAAUGGCUGGAGAAAGAAUGAAUUAAUGUUAAAUAAAAAGAAAUUUAAAGAUGGAUACAUUUCUGAAGAUUACCCUUAG
This is a messenger RNA of Vanessa tameamea, 444 nucleotides long. RefSeq lists its product as uncharacterized. The transcript has a single exon. NCBI's taxonomy places the organism in Eukaryota, Metazoa, Arthropoda, Insecta, Lepidoptera, Nymphalidae. Bases 1 to 444 code for a protein of 147 amino acids. The record is from RefSeq and is a predicted model, not a curated record.